Messenger RNA from Cladophialophora yegresii CBS 114405, 1599 nucleotides. RefSeq lists its product as uncharacterized. The transcript has a single exon. The coding region runs from base 1 to 1599 and encodes 532 amino acids. The record is from RefSeq and is a predicted model, not a curated record. NCBI's taxonomy places the organism in Eukaryota, Fungi, Ascomycota, Eurotiomycetes, Chaetothyriales, Herpotrichiellaceae.
AUGUCCAUUCCUCUUCGACAAAUACUCGCACUCGCAUUAUGCACAGUCCUAUUGAUCAAUAUCAGUGUCGCACAACAACCCAGCUCGCCGCCUUGGCCGACGCUCUCCUUCAAGUCGGCCCCGACCAUCUCGCCCUUGUCCCUUGAAAUCAACAAGACUGGAGAGACGGCCCCCGGCUACCUCUUCUUGAAUCCCAACGGCUUCGCACAUAUCAAUUCCACUGCGCCCGUCAUUUUCACCGACGACAACGAGCUCGUGUGGUUCGGACCCCGUGGUCCGGCUUUCAAUUUCGGCCCGUACGAAUAUCGAGGCAACACUGUCCUAGCGUAUUGGAACGGCACGGUCUUUCCAGAGCCGAUUGGCCGCGGCUACGGGUCAAUCGUUCUCCUUGAUUCCUCCUACGAGAUUACCGCCACAGUCAGUCUUCCGGGACUCUUCUUGACGCUCGACGCCUCUCAAACCUUCCCAAGUAACGUCGACCUUCACGAAAUCAAUAUCACGCCGCAAGAUACCAUCCUGGUCACGGCAAAUAAUGUCACACAGCAUGACUUGUCUUCUGUUGGCGGGCCGUACCCCGGUUGGACAGUUGAUUCCAUCAUCUACGAAAUCGACAUUGCCAGCAACGAGGUCAUCUUCGAAUGGCAUGCGCUUGAUCACUUGGACAAGCUUCCACUCUCUGCAUCUCAGCUGCCACUGGGCGAUGAGGGAUACAAUGGUACAACUCAAGCGACGGCUUGGAACUAUUUCCACAUCAACGCCGUCAGCCAAUUAAACGGCCGGGAAGGGUACAUCAUCAGCUCGCGCUACCUUUGCUCCGAGAUUGCCAUAGAAAAGAGUUCCGGCGACGUCCUCUGGGUCCUCUCGGGCAUUGAUGGCGGCGACUUCCAGCUAUCCCCGAACGCAACAUUCUGCUACCAACAUGACGUCCGACAAAGACUUGGGCCCCGCCAAGGACGCACCAACGACAACGAGAUCGUCAUCUCCCUCUUCGACAAUGCAAACUCUCCCUUGACGCUGCCCAACCCUACGGUGCCCAGCUCGGGCCUCAUCCUCAGCCUAGAUACCGAAGCAAAGACCGCGGUUGCCGUGGCUCGAUAUGAGAACCCCAACCUGCCAAUCUACGCGAUAGCACAAGGCAACAUGCAAUAUCUGCCCGGCGGCCACAUAAUGGUCGGCUACGGCUUCGCACCCAUCAUGCAGGAAUUCAACGAGCAAGGUGACUCCGUCAUGACAGCACAGUUUGGGCCCAUAGCCAACGGCAUGGGCACCCCACCAGGCGGCGUCCUCGGGUACCGCGACUUCCGCGGCCCUUGGACCGGGUGUCCCCAAACGCCCCCAGACGUCUACGCGGAGCGAGAAGGGAAUGGUGUCAGAGUGUACAUGUCGUGGAACGGCAACACGGAGUACAAGUCGUGGACGGUCUUCGGUGGCGUGUCGCCCUCGAGCCUCCAAGCCAUGGGUCCAGUCGAGAGGACGGGCUUCGAGACGAACUUCCUCUUCCCUCAGAAUGUAUCGUAUGUUCAGGUGCAGGCCCAGGACACUGGUGCGUGCAACUAUACGAGGGCCCAGACUUUGUCUACAGUCGUCACUGUGUCAUAG